CAAGAAAGAGCCCCAGUUGGAAAUAAUCGAGCUUCUCCAGCUGGACCUAAUAAUGAUACCUCCGAGCCAAUUGUCCCUGAGCAAGUUGUCCCUGAACCAGUAGUCCCUGAGCAAAUUGUCCCUGAACCAAUUGUUCCUGAGCCAAUUUCCUCUGAACAAGAACCGCCAAAGAAUGAAAAGAAGAAACAGCCAAAAAAAGCUAGUUUUUUCGGCAGUUUAUUUACAGUUAAAAGGCUUUUUAUCUAUUAUAUUCUCGCUGUAUUUUUCUGGUGUAAUGGCAAAACUCGUGAGCAAUGCAAUUCAUAUGAGGAAUUAUUAUGUUUUAACGGGAUGUCACAGUAUAUUUUAAAUCAUGAUUUUUUUAACAAAUUUAUCGUACCAAAAAUCAUUCUGAUUCAACAAAAUGUUGAGAUCUAUGGCAAACAUACUUUGGAUACCGCUACUGUUAAUUAUGAAACCCAUGCUAAACCUUACGUCAACCCUGUCCUCGAGUCAGCACAUCCUCAUUUACAAUUUGCGAGAGAAUUAUCUGUCGAAUAUGUGUAUGUUCCUGUUGUAAAAGGAUUAGCUAAAACACGCGAGUUUUAUAAUCAAAACGUUAAAGAUCAUGUGAACAAAUUUUAUCAUCAAGGGGUAAAAUUUGGUGCUCCAUAUGUCAGUCAAGUUCAAGAUCAUACAUCCUAUGUUUAUGAACAAGCUUUGAAGUACAACGAAAAUAAUGUUCAACCUUUUUACAAUAAAAAGAUCCUUCCUUUCGUGAUUGAUGCUAAAGACAGACUUCUUGUAUUUUAUGACAACAAAGUUGUACCCUUUACUUAUCAUACAUUGGAGGUUAUUGAAGAAUUUUAUCACGAAAAAAUGGUUCCUUUAUAUCAUACUUAUAUCUCACCUUAUACCUCAUCAAUUUUGAAGUUGAUCCAAAGUGAAGAUAAAUCCAAGGUUGUAACUGAGAAGGAAUCCAAAGAAGCUGCUAAUAAAAAAGCAAAAAUUGAAGUUGAAAGGAAAGCUAAAGAAGAAGCUGAUAAAAGAGCAACGGUUGAAGCCGAAAAGAAAGCUAAAGAAGAAGCUGAUAAAAAAGCAAAGGUUGAAGCCGAAAAGAAAGCUAAAGAAGAAGCUGAUAAAAAAGCAAAGGUUGAAGCCGAAAAGAAAGCUAAAGAAGAAGCUGAUAAAAAAGCAAAGGUUGAAGCCGAAAGGAAAGUUAAAGAAGAAGCUGAUAAAAAAGCAAAUGCUGAAGCAGAAAGGAAAGCAAAAGAAGAAGCCGAUAAAAAAGCAAAGAUUGAAUCAGAAAGGAAAGAAGCAGCCGACAAGAAGGCUCAAGCGGAAGCAGCCGAGAAAACAACCAUCGAAGCUGUUCGCGAUGCAUUUUAUAGAGAAUAUGAUAUUGCUGAGAAAAAUCUUACUCAGACUCUUGAUAAUUACGAAAAAGAGGCUACUUCCGUCUCACGAGAACUUCUGAAGGAGGUUGAAGAUAGAAUCUUGACUUUAAAUAAAACUGGAUCUGAACGUCUUGUCGAACUUAAAAUAUUCGCAGAAGAAAUUAAGCAGGAAAAUACAGAUGAUGGUAAAACUAGCAAGUUUAAGGAAAUGAGGGAAUUAGCAAAAAAAUCAAUAAAGAUGAUUAAAGAAAGCGGUAAUGAAUUUAUCGAUAUAUCAAAAAAUUCGAUUAAUGAUUUGGAAGAAAUAAAAUUUAAUGCUUUGAAAAAAGAUGCAGAUUUAAAGAUGAUUUCUAGGGUUUUUCAUAGCAGAGAGCAUAUUAACGAACUGGCUCGUGAAAUACAAGCAGAUGAAAGUUUUAUUACUGAUAUCAAUAUAGCAUUUAAUAGUCUUAUGACGGAGUUUAAUGAAAAUAAGAAUGAAGCCUCAUUAAGAGUUCGGGAAAUUUUUGGUAAAAUUCAUAAUAAGAUAAAUCUAUUGAAGAUUACAAAGGAUGCUUUUAUUAAAAACAUUAAAGAUUUCGUUAAAAUGGAAAAAGAAAAUAUAAAUAAUGAUGCUAACGAAGUAACAGCCAAAACGGAAGAAAAGGAUAAUAAAAAAGGUUCAGAUGUAGAAUCAGAAUCCAAGAUAACCGUUCAAAAUGUCAAUAAGAACGAUGAUCAGAUACCGGUUCAAGUAGAGGAAAAGCCUUCAGUUGAAGAAAAGUCUUCAAAUAUUCCUCCGAUUACAAUUCAGACAUCGAGCGAUCCCAUUUUAGAAAAACUCAAGGCUCGACGGGAUCCAGUGUUAUUUAAAUUAAAAGAGGAAUAUAAAUUGAAACAAACGAAUAAAGGUAAUGAACCAGUUCAAUCUUUAGGUAGUCGAACUUUCAUACUAUCACGGAUAUAUUAUAAUAAUGCUCGUAGAAGUUUUCACCGAGACACUACUAAUAAUCAACCACCAUCCGGUUUAUUAACCUUGCCUACGACCGAAUCGAUAUCGAAUUCUACUAAUUCACUUCCUAUAAAAUCAUUGAUCCGAUCAUCAAUUAUCAAAAGAUAUGUUGCUUCGCUAGGGAAAACACAAGGGAGAUUGGUUAUACUUGGGUAUAAAUUGAUCCAAGAUCUAGAUACUGAACAUUUCGAAACUAUUGUUGUGUCUCCAAGGAACUAUUUCGUCUUCACCCCAUUACUUGCAUCAUCAUCUGUGGGCACUUUAGAGUUCAGGUGUAUAAUGGAACCUAUUAGGAAAUAUUCUCCUAAAAUCCAAUAUUACCAGGCUUAUGCGGAUACCAUAGACCUUAAGGAAAAAAUAAUUCAUUGUACUUCUAACCUUGAACGCAAUAAAGACAAGUUCUCUAUUAAUUAUGACACUUUGGUUAUAGCUGUCGGUGCAAAUUCUAAUACCUUUGGUAUUAAAGGAGUUGGAGAAAAUGCAUUAUUCUUAAAGGAUGUUUCUGAUGCUCGCAGAAUACGUCAAAGAGUGAUUGAAUGUUUUGAACAUGCAAGUCAACCAAAUGUCACAGAUCAAGAAGCGCUUGGAUUGCUGCACUUUGCUGUCGUUGGUGGAGGUCCAACUGGUAUUGAAUUCAGCGCUGAACUCCACGAUUUUAUUACAGAAGACAUGGCUCAUUUAUAUCCGGAUUUGAUGAAUUCAGUCACAAUGACUAUAUAUGAUGUAGCACCUCAGAUUCUUGGUUCCUUUGAUAAAUCUCUCAGAGAAUUUGCUACUAAAAAGUUUACAAGAAAAGGAAUCAAGAUCAGAACAGGACGUAGAGUCCAAGAAGUAAAUGAACGUGUAAUCGUCAUUGAAGGAGAUGGAGAAAUACCCUACGGCAUGUUAGUUUGGGCAACUGGAUUAACUGAUAAUCCACUAACACGAUCUAUGGGCGAUCAAGUUAUGAAAGAUCAGUCAGCAAAAAGACUCUUGACCGAUAAUCUCCUAAGAGUUUUAAAUAAGGAAACAGGUCAACCUAUAGAUAAUGUUUACGCUUUAGGUGAUUGCGCGACAAUCAAAGAUAAUGAUCUCCCUACUACAGCUCAAGUUGCUAAUCAAAAGGCCGUAUAUUUGAGAAAAUCUCUGUCAAAAAUCGCUAAUAGUGGUUUAAUGAUAGAUAUAAAACCUUUUAAAUUCUUUAAUCUCGGGAGUAUGGCAUAUAUUGGAAAGAAAGAAGCUGUCGUUGAUAUGACACCUGUAAGUAAUAAGGCUAAGGAAAGUGGCACAUUAGCAUGGAUAUUUUGGAGAUCUGCAUACUUUACCAUGACGGUAUCGUUGCGAAAUAAGAUGUUAAUCCCGAUGUAUUGGCUAUUAACAUGGAUGUUUGGAAGGGAUAUUAGUAGAUUUUAA
Molecule: messenger RNA, 3759 nt
Organism: Funneliformis geosporum
Lineage: Eukaryota; Fungi; Glomeromycota; Glomeromycetes; Glomerales; Glomeraceae
Source: the annotation of a GenBank genome assembly